CCCACAUAUGCAAACAUAACAAACAUCUUCGUCGCUCAACUCAACCAGACGAUGCAUCGCGACCAGGAUGACCUCGGCCUCAAUUGACAAUUGACAAUUGAUUGCCCACUAUCUUGAAUGUCCCUACCUGUCUGAUUGAUUCUGCAACUAAUUAUUUCUACCAUCAUUCUUUUCCGGGGGCACCUCGCAGCUCGGACAACCAAAAGACCCGUUCAUCACCCACCGAUCCGUCACUCCUACACAUGGUCCCAACGAUGCGAUAGAACAGGCACACCCUCAACUCUCACAAACAUGCCACUCUCUCCCCGCCAACCUCCUCUCCUCCGCUACCUCCGAGCAAUCUCACGCCCCCGCGCCCCCCUCCCUCGGCGCAACCUAUCCACUUCUCCUCCCACACCUCCCAAAAAAGACCCUCGUUCACAGCUCCGCCGCCUCAACGACCGACUCCCGGCCUUCCUCCGCGCAUACACCACCCCCCUCCUCGGCGCUCCCGCCACCCAUAUCACCUCGUUCCUGAUCCUCCACGAGCUCACGGCAAUUGUGCCCCUCUUCGGUCUAGUCGCCGCCUUCCACUACGGGAAUUGGCUCCCCGAUUUGACCGCUAAUCGGUCGUUUGAGGAGGGCACGCAGCGUUUUGCGCGGUGGUUGCGCAAGAAGGGAUGGGUGGAAGAUGCGGAUGUUGAAUCUGUAGUUGGGGAGGGGUCGUCGGAUGACUCUACGGGGAGGUUGUCUCCGACUAAGGAAGCGGCGGGGGGAAAGGAGGGGACGGGUGCGUGGUUGAUUUUGGAAUUCGCUACGGCUUACGCGAUUACCAAGGCUUUUCUGCCACUGCGGAUUGCGGCGAGUUUUUGGGCGACGCCGUGGUUUGCUAGAGUCGUUGUGAGUCCCUUGGCUCGAGGGACUAGGGCCUUGUUUGGGAGGAAGUAGACCGAGCUACCGAGUUCGAGUAGCAUCGUACUACACGCGUCGACUAGAGGUUGUUUUAAG
Aspergillus candidus is the source of this 987-nucleotide messenger RNA. RefSeq lists its product as uncharacterized. Bases 292 to 927 code for a protein of 211 amino acids. The transcript has a single exon. Gene Ontology annotation, cellular component: mitochondrion. NCBI's taxonomy places the organism in Eukaryota, Fungi, Ascomycota, Eurotiomycetes, Eurotiales, Aspergillaceae. The record is from RefSeq and is a predicted model, not a curated record.